UUCCGCUAGAGUUCAAGCUUCACGUUGUUUUGAGCGAAACAUCCAAUUUACCGGCUUUAUAGUAACGUGGGUGAGCUACUGUUGAUAGUUAUUGUUGUAUUUGUAAAUAGUUAUCACGUAACCAGGAUGGAUUCCGACGAUACAGUGUACAGGCCGACUACCACACAAGAAACGAAGUCGAAGAAGUGCUUCCAGAUACCAUCGAGACAUUUGGAUAAAACCAGGUUUGCCAUUAAAGUCAUCGAGGUGCUCCUGUCCUCUGUGGCCUUCAUCCUGCAGGAGGUGGUGGAAGCCUGUUCGUCCUGCUUUCCGCUCUACUUCUUCGAGUUCGUCAGUUGCUUGGCCUUACUGUUCACCAUCCUCCUCCUUGUCUUACUCUCCACCGACUUGCACCGGACAGUGCACAUCACGUGCUGGCCCAGCCUGGACCUGGUGUACACAGCAGCAGUAGCGUUCUUGUUCCUGAUUGCAUCCAUCACAUUCCUCGCUGAUAAUGAAGGAAGUCAACUGGAGAGGGCAGCAGCGGUUUUUGGGUUGCUGGCGACAGUUGCAUUUGCGGUGGAUGUAGCAGUACACAUCAGGACUAAAGAUGUGCCUUUCUGUAAGAGUGGAGAAGCACAGAACAGCUCCCAGAGGGCAGCGUCGGAGGCGGAGAAACUCAAUUCCAACGGGGGGAACGAAGUACUGCAGUCCACAUGAAUGAGGAUUUUUCUAUCAAGGAGAAUGCCAAACAGUCUGCCAUUUGCAGUACCAGUCAAAAGUGUGGACACACCUACUC
Messenger RNA from Megalops cyprinoides (Indo-Pacific tarpon), 778 nucleotides. Its product is annotated as CKLF-like MARVEL transmembrane domain-containing protein 4. The record is from RefSeq and is a predicted model, not a curated record. Gene Ontology annotation, cellular component: membrane. Lineage: Eukaryota; Metazoa; Chordata; Actinopteri; Elopiformes; Megalopidae. The transcript is spliced from 4 exons. Bases 127 to 699 code for a protein of 190 amino acids.